Mastomys coucha (southern multimammate mouse) is the source of this 6655-nucleotide messenger RNA. RefSeq names its product hyaluronan synthase 3 (gene Has3). Gene Ontology annotation, molecular function: hyaluronan synthase activity. The coding region runs from base 503 to 2167 and encodes 554 amino acids. Gene Ontology annotation, biological process: hyaluronan biosynthetic process; extracellular matrix assembly. NCBI's taxonomy places the organism in Eukaryota, Metazoa, Chordata, Mammalia, Rodentia, Muridae. The record is from RefSeq and is a predicted model, not a curated record. The transcript has 4 exons.
GAUGGACAAAAACGAUUUUGGAGGUCCCCACCGGCCAUCCGGAAAGUUAACGACGCUUCAGGUUCUAGGCUGGGGACAAUGACCGCCUUUCCAAGGCUGCUGGCCCAGACAGAGGUCGGCGCGGAGCAGCUGAGCCUUGGGAGGCACUGGGGGUCCCUAGUUUCCUAGAGGGCGCAGAGGCUGAGACUCUCAAGACCGAAGGACUAGGUCCGCGACAGACCCGGGGUCUGCUGAGCGCCAGCCGGUAGCCAGGAACCGGGAGCUCCCGCGGGCUCCAGGAGCCCUCCCACUCUUGCCAACUUUCACUGCCCUGGUGCCGGAGGAGGGCGCCUUUCCUGGCGGGUCGCGCGCGAUACUUAAGGCGGCUCGGCUGGGCAAGGCGAUCCUCAGUCGGAGCGCCCGGCGGCACCGUGGAGGCAGCGCACCGCGGCGGGAGCCGGAGGAGGGGCAUGGAGCCGCCGCGGGCCUGCUGAGCACCGGAGCGCGGGCAGCCGGCGGCACGAUGCCGGUGCAGCUGACUACAGCCCUGCGUGUGGUGGGCACCAGUCUGUUUGCCCUGAUAGUGCUGGGGGGCAUCCUAGCGGCCUAUGUGACAGGCUACCAGUUUAUCCACACAGAAAAGCACUACCUGUCCUUUGGCCUCUAUGGUGCUAUCCUGGGUCUACAUCUGCUCAUCCAGAGCCUAUUUGCCUUCCUGGAACACCGUCGAAUGCGCAGGGCAGGGCGCCCCCUGAAGCUGCACUGCUCUCAGAGACCGCGUUCAGUGGCACUCUGCAUUGCUGCCUACCAAGAGGACCCUGAGUACUUGCGCAAGUGCCUUCGCUCAGCUCAGCGCAUUGCCUUUCCAAACCUUAAGGUGGUCAUGGUAGUAGAUGGUAAUCGCCAGGAAGAUGCCUACAUGCUGGACAUCUUCCAUGAGGUGCUAGGUGGCACUGAGCAAGCUGGCUUCUUUGUGUGGCGUAGCAAUUUCCAUGAGGCGGGUGAAGGAGAGACAGAGGCCAGCCUACAGGAAGGCAUGGAGCGUGUGCGAGCUGUGGUGUGGGCCAGCACCUUCUCAUGCAUCAUGCAGAAGUGGGGGGGCAAGCGUGAGGUCAUGUACACAGCCUUCAAGGCCCUUGGCAACUCAGUGGACUACAUCCAGGUGUGUGACUCUGACACUGUGCUGGACCCAGCCUGCACCAUUGAGAUGCUUCGAGUCUUGGAAGAAGAUCCCCAAGUAGGAGGUGUUGGAGGAGAUGUCCAAAUCCUCAACAAAUAUGAUUCAUGGAUCUCCUUUCUGAGCAGUGUGAGGUACUGGAUGGCCUUCAACGUGGAGCGGGCCUGUCAGUCCUACUUUGGCUGUGUGCAAUGUAUUAGUGGGCCUUUGGGUAUGUACCGCAACAGCCUCCUUCAGCAGUUCCUGGAAGACUGGUACCAUCAGAAGUUCCUAGGCAGCAAGUGCAGCUUUGGGGAUGAUCGUCACCUUACCAACCGAGUCCUGAGUCUUGGCUACCGGACUAAGUAUACAGCACGCUCGAAGUGCCUCACAGAGACCCCCACUAAGUACCUUCGAUGGCUCAAUCAGCAAACCCGCUGGAGCAAAUCUUACUUUCGGGAAUGGCUCUACAAUUCUCUGUGGUUCCAUAAGCACCACCUCUGGAUGACGUAUGAAUCAGUGGUCACAGGCUUUUUCCCAUUCUUCCUUAUUGCUACAGUCAUACAACUUUUCUACCGUGGCCGAAUCUGGAACAUUCUCCUCUUCCUGCUAACGGUGCAGCUGGUGGGCAUUAUCAAGGCUACCUAUGCUUGCUUCCUUCGAGGCAAUGCAGAGAUGAUCUUCAUGUCCCUCUACUCCCUUCUCUAUAUGUCCAGCCUCCUGCCAGCCAAGAUCUUUGCUAUUGCUACCAUCAACAAGUCUGGCUGGGGCACUUCUGGCAGGAAAACCAUUGUAGUGAACUUCAUUGGCCUAAUCCCUGUGUCCAUUUGGGUGGCAGUUCUUCUAGGGGGGUUAGCCUACACAGCUUAUUGCCAGGACCUGUUCAGUGAAACUGAGCUAGCCUUCCUAGUCUCUGGGGCCAUCUUGUAUGGCUGUUACUGGGUGGCCCUCCUCAUGCUGUAUCUGGCCAUCAUUGCCCGGAGGUGUGGGAAGAAGCCAGAACAGUAUAGCUUGGCUUUUGCUGAGGUGUGAUAUAGCCUCCAAGUAAAGUGGGAAAUGUGCAAUGGGUAAGGGAGGGAAUGGAAAAGAUGGGGUGGGAGGGAGGAGGGCGUGUUGUGUUCUAGUUUCAUGGCUGAAAGGAGCAAUCUGAAAUGCAAAUAAUAGUGACUGUGGUGUGGCCUGGGUAGCUCUGCUCAGUGGAAGCAUGGCACUGAUUCUUUAGGCUCAUGGCAGAUGGACUUGUAUGUUUCUAGGCUGCUUGUCUGCCUGCCCUUGCACAGGUAGUGAACUCUGAGAAAUGAAUUUACUUCCGUCUGGGAACUAUAGAGAACCCAGAAGUGUGCUAAAGUGUGCUAAGUGCUAAAUUCCAUCCUGUGUCAACUUCUGGUACAGAAGCAAGCAUGACAGCUCAUAGAAAGUGUCCUCCUAGCCCAGCUGAACAUGGUGAGGUAUAUGAGACGUUCCCGUCAAGUCUGGCCCGCUACUAUCCCAUUUCCCUAACCUCCAAUUAGCCAUCAAUGCAUUAAGAUUGUGCCUGAGAUAAUGAGGCCGGGAAGCCUGACUUCUGGUCAAAAAACAGGGUCUAAGAAAUGGUGCUUUAUGUAAUUAAUAUAUUCCACUCCACAUCAAAACAUCCCAGGGAUGAGCUAAGUUACCAGGAGUAAUGAGUUUGGUGGGGUCUUUUUGUUUUGUUUUGGGUGCACAUUACAAAGGAAAGUUUGUAAUGCACCAAAACAAAGGUGGCCAGUUGUUCUGGUGCACAUUUGUAAUCCAAGCACUUAGAAGAAGAAAGAGAUCAGAGGUUUAAGGUUAGGCUGGACUGCAUAAGAUCCUGACUGUCUCAUACAAAAAUAGUUUGACAGGAGGAUCAAAGAUUGUCAUGGUGCUAAAAACCGUGGAUGCCUUGGAUUGAAUGUGUUCCAACUGAAAACUGCUUGGUCUUUUACAAAAUUCCCAAAAUUGUCAAGAGAACUUGCUGGGCAGAUCGAAUGUUUUAGCCUUCUACCAGGAAGACUCAACCCCAGUGGAUUCAGACAAGAAGUCUUCAGUUAUUCUAGCUCAUUCAUACCUGAAUGACUCUCACAUUCAGCUCUCAUCCGAGGCUAGACAUCCUGCUCCCUAUUUCAUUUUUUUCAGAGCCACGUCAUUCUUAGUUGUUGUUUUCUAGUGAGGAGAGCAGCAGUUACCUCUUUCUUCAUUUUCCUGGGUAAAUUCCCAUGUGAACAUGGUAGAGAAUGGACUCUUACAAGACUGUUCCCUAUAUGCAUGGAAGUAACAACAGCCUCUGACCACACUGUCUCAGGACUGGUCAGGACCUUGGCAGCUGCUUAGCAUGUGUGACUUUCUCCAAUCGUCCCCAGUGGAAAGCUUUCUGGAGUUGCCCAAAUGAACCUUCGUAUCCAAGUUGGUCGCCUUUGAGAGCAUCCAUUCUCAGUGGCUUCUCCAAGGAAUUCUACGGCUAGGUAGUAGAUGCUCCUCCAUUUGCUGCUUCAGUCCAGAAACCAGACUAGGAGCUGGAACUGGUCCAACAGUCUUCGGUCCUCUUACACCCUCAUGGCUGCUUGAUUUUCCUGUUUCUUUUGAAUAAUGAUGAGAAGCUUUUAUACUGUUUUGAAGUCAAGAACAGACUCUGCUUUGGAUUUGAAACCUGGGAACAUGACUAAGCCUUUGACUUUAGGGGUAUAAUUUUUCCAAGCAUUUGUUCUCAGGGGGGCCAGCUAACCCCUCAGAACCAACAGAGUUGGAGAGCAGUGUACACAGGUGCUUCCCACAAAGGAAUGAAGUGCACUCCAAACCAUGGAUGGGUAAUCCCUUGUAUUGCCCUUCCUCUUAGGAACAAAAGGGUUUUUCCAGGUGUAGCUAACAGUUGCCACAGCACACAAACCUCAAGUUUCUAGUAAAUCUGCUGGCUGGUGUGAAGCCCAACUCAUGGUGGCUGGAAGCAGCAGCCAUUUGUCAAGGGCAGUUGUUCUGGGUCCUUCUGUUAAGAAGUGAACUAUUUGAGCACUACAAUGAAGACAAUCCAGUCAGCAAACUUCAGGGCUCAGACUAAGGGCUUGUUUUUCUUCAGCUUUUACUUGAAGGUUACAGGACAAUGGACUAGGAUGAAAAACUGGUUGUCUACCACCCAGCUCUUCUGCCUUGCACUAUGGUCAACUCUCCUCAGAUUAAAGAUGCAGGUACAGUAGUGAGCUUACAACAUUUGACCUCGACUGGAUUUCCUAAUUUAUUUUAUAAGUUUUCAGCAGCAAAACUAAACUGGGUCUACAGCUAUAUCCCUGUUUCUUGCAAGGGAAAAGCCUUUAUACAAUUAGACUCAUUUUGGUUUUUCCUCAUUGGCAAUUUCAGCCUCUUUUGUAUUAUUUCUAUAAUAAUUUGUAAAUAUUUAUUUUUACCUGCUUUUUUAUUAAAUAAGGAGGGAACUUUAUUUAACAUUAAGGGUGGGAGGGAAUCAGAAAGGAGGUGGCUAAUAUCAUGCUCUCGGUACAACCACUGAGCACAAUGCACAGGCCUCAUGCCUUUUAAGGAAAGUCACAGUGUACAGGUGUACAGCUGGAGCUCAUCUUCUUCAGAUAAGCCUUUAUCCAUGGUUCUACCUUCACCUUGCCUAUGCCCUUCAAAGUCCAGGAGGUGCUUUUGCUGUGGCAACACCACCUCCAGGUUGCCAGACAGGUUAUAGGAACUCCUCAUGAAGUGUAGAACUCUACCAGGACCCUUCUCAGAAUGAUCCAUCUGCUUCACAAUCUCUGCCAUCUUUCUCACCGUUCUUAUAAGCUGUAGUCAGUGCAGGUCCCACAACCAAUGUCCCCUGAGCUACCCCACCACCAGCCUUUGCAGCUUGUCCUUCUGUGCUCUGGGACUCCUGAUAGCAAAGCUCCCUACUGUUAUUCUUGCUGGUGUCCAUGUUCUUCACUCCAGUAUCAUCUAGUGUGGAUGCAAGCUGAAGAUGAUGGCUCCUCUUUUCCAGGACCAUCUCCCCACUCUGGGUAGUUGGUGCUGACCUUUGCCCAGCACUAUGAAAUCUAAGUCCCUUUCUUGAAUCUAAUGCUCAGGAGGCUGUAUGGCAUCUAGCACCACCACCUCAAGUGUGAAAUACUUAGGUGAGCUGAGGCCCUGCUGAACUUUUAGUUGCAGAAUGACCCAGUUUUCUGCUAGUUCUCAUUAAUGAGGCCAUUGGUGGUCACCCUAGUUCCAUGGAAGGUGUCUAGUCAGUUCCUCCAAUUCCCCAUCUUAUUUAGCUAACAAAUAGCAAAGCUUUUGCUGUGCCAAGACCACCUGCAUAAGGCAGCUGUUAGGGCACAGUUUCAUUCUUCUUGGCCAACUUUUUAUGCACCAGGUUCACAUUCACCAGCAGCACAUUCUCCUCUUUUUGCAAUAUUCCUUUUGUCCUGAAAGGUAAAGGUCAGUCUCUCCUUAGAAUUAAUGGCAUACUUCUCAGUGAGGCACUCACUGAAGUGAUGUAUAAGCACCAUACAUCAGUGUGCUGAUGCCUAACUUUUGGUCUGUCUCUUCCAACAGCUUAGUCCUUUUCUCUACCAAGACCUUCUGUAGCUCCUCACCAUCCCAGUUGUGGUGUUCCCAGGGCCAGGGUCAUCCUCCCCCAACUUCUGGCUCAGGAGUACUGUCCUUGUGGCUCUUCUUGAAAGGCCAUGGGGGUUGAUAAUGGAUAUUACAAGUCCCUCUUUCUUAACAGUGACUUUCAAGAUUUUCAACCUCAAUUUGGCUGGAACUAUUUCAAAGAGCAUCGCAUACUUUGUAGCUGCCCAGAAUACUGUGCAGUGCCAUUAGAGACCUGAGUUUCCGUCACCCUGCAGACCCACCUGUUGUGCACUGUAGGCGCCAUUCUGGUGCUAUUUUUUGUGCUCCUAAUGUUGCUGUGGCAGCUUGAUGACUCCCUAGAACUAAGAUGGUCUCACUGGGCUGCCACCAAGCCCUGAUGACACAAAACGCAGACAAUUUUGGGUUACAAGGCAGCGCUACCCUGUUGCUGGCAACCAUGAGCAGCUGCCCCUGACCCCAUUGUUUUCGUUGCCCUUAGAGACUGGCCUUUUUGUUGUUUUUUCAGAUCAAGAAUUUUUUUAUUGCACUUAUCAAAAUAAAAAUUUGUACAUAAUUCUGGCGUGUCCAUUGCUAUGACAAAGAACCAAAGUAAACUUUAAGGAGAGAAAGUUGACCAUGGCUCACAGUUUUGAUCUCCUAUUAACUGACUCAGUUUCUGGGCACAUGGUGAGGCAGAGGACACAGAAUAGAGCUUGUGCUUAAGCAAAGCUACUCACCUGGAAGCUGCAGGGAAGCAGAGGGCUUAGAGGAAGCCAGAGACAAAACAUAUUCUCAAGGCCAUGUCCAUAGUGACAGCUCUUCAUAAGCCUCUUACACCAGGACUCUACCAAGAGCUGUUUCUCCCUCAUGUUCAAGAACCACCUCCAGCCUCUAUCAGAGAGCUGUGCUGGGGACCACAUCUUCAACACAUGAGUGCUGGAGGUAUAUUUCAAAUCUAAAAAUACAACUGGGAUCUCAGAA